Messenger RNA from Rhizopus microsporus ATCC 52813, 773 nucleotides. RefSeq lists its product as uncharacterized. The transcript is spliced from 7 exons. Gene Ontology annotation, molecular function: protein binding. Lineage: Eukaryota; Fungi; Mucoromycota; Mucoromycetes; Mucorales; Rhizopodaceae. Bases 59 to 763 code for a protein of 234 amino acids. The record is from RefSeq and is a predicted model, not a curated record.
CAACUUUUGACCCCUUCUUCAUUUCCCUUUCUUUCUUUUAUUUUUAUCAAUACAAACAAUGAACCUGACAUUAAGAGAUCAACCUUUUGUCUUGUCGACUCUGCUUCUAGCAGCAAUAGGGUGGAUGAUUGCAUUUGUAGGAGCGUGUAUGCUCAAAGUGCUUAAUGGCGUGUGGUGGAUCAUGUUGUAUGAAUUAUUGAUCAUCGCAGCACAAACCAUGAUGACUAUGUCAGGAUCUGUAGAACAAUAUCGUGUGACGAUGAUGACCUUAUUGGCUACAAGCGUUCCAUUGCUUACAAUUCAGAUUGAUUAUGUUAUUCAAUCAAGUCGAUCGAAUAUAUCUAGGGCACCAGCCAAUACAUAUGCAGCAGGGUACAUUAUACUGAUCAUUAUGCAGUAUGUAUGGAUUUUGAUAUUUGGAAGUGACAAGUCGACAUUUUUUGGAAGAUGGGGACAAGCGAAUCGUUCAAUAAGGAAAGAGGAAGUUAUUGUAGAGAAAGAUGAUAGACCCAAGCCAAUUGUUCCUGUUAUUCUGACUGAGCCUUGCUCUCCUUCUGCUAAUACUGAUUUUGUCGAAAAAGUUCAAGCAUUGCAUACAUACCAAGCUAAUUCAGACGAUCCUAAUGAAUUAAGCUUUGAAAAAGGAGAAAUAUUAGAAGUGGCAGAUAGAAAAGGGAAUUGGUGGCAAGCAAGGAAGAGUGAUGGUACGAAUGGUAUUAUACCCAGUAAUUACUUUGCUGUUGUUGACAAAGAAAAUGUUUAAAAUGACAAAG